This is a messenger RNA of Brugia malayi, 1365 nucleotides long. It is a transcript of the gene Bma-rabn-5, whose product is annotated as FYVE zinc finger family protein. Bases 1 to 1365 code for a protein of 454 amino acids. Gene Ontology annotation, cellular component: intracellular membrane-bounded organelle. Gene Ontology annotation, biological process: endocytosis. Lineage: Eukaryota; Metazoa; Nematoda; Chromadorea; Rhabditida; Onchocercidae. The record is from RefSeq and is a predicted model, not a curated record. The transcript has 11 exons. Gene Ontology annotation, molecular function: metal ion binding; GTPase activator activity.
AUGAGCAUGGAGAAUUUGGAUGUUAUAACCAGUGAUAAAAUGCUGACGAAUCAAUUGUCGGACGCUAGCAGAGAUGAUAGUACAACUGCAUCUGUUCUAGAAUCCACCAUCGAAAAUCAUGGAAAAUGGAUUAUCCAAAAAGAAAAUAACCAAUCUGAUGCAAUGAACCAAGAAAAUAAAAUAUCAAACACAAUUUGUGAAGAGGAUGUUACAGCGAUAUCAUGCGAAAUGUGCCAUAAUUAUGAACUAAAUUUAACAAAAAUGCAGGACGUAGAGCGAAACUUGAAAGAACAGUUAUCCGCUGCACAACAUUUGGUUAAUCGUUACCAGAAUGAACUCUCUGGAGAGCGCUUGUACAGAAGGGAAAUGGAAACAAAAACAACCACAUUAUGUGCAGAUAAUGAAAAAGAAGUGAAUAUAGCGAAAAAUGAGAAUGAAAAGUGUUCUAAACAAUUGUCUGCCGUCGAUGAAAGGUGUAUAAAGUUGAUACGAGAACAACGAAACAAUAUUGGUCGCUUGAAGGAACGUUUGAACAUAAUGAAUAAAGAUAUGCACAAUUUGAGCAGUCGAUAUUUAAAGUUGCUUGGUGCCAAUCGUAAAUGCUCUACAGAAAUGAGAGAUCAAACGAUAGAAUUGCCUCAGGAUGUUGAUCAAUUGCAAUUUUUGUGCCUCCAACUAAGAGAAGAAUUAAUUGAGACUCGUGCAGCUAAAGAACAUGCUGAAGUAGUGCUGAGAGAUGAGAUAACAACACUAGAAGCGCAAAGGAAGGAGGAUGAAAUGGAAAAGAGAAGGAUUGAAGAUGCUUACACUGAGCGAGUAAAUGGUGUUAGCGAAGAACUUGGUUUUGCUCGCAGUCAGUUAGAUUCGAUGAAAGAUGCAUCUUCGAAAGUUGAAGAAAUGAACAAAAGGAUGACUGAAUAUAGGAAAGUAAUCGAAGAUUUGGAAAAACAGUUACAAUCAGUGCAAAAGGAACGUACUGAUUUGGAAAUGUCUGUUGCUUUGUAUAAGCAGAAAUGCGCUGCUUUGCAACAAGAAUUGGAUACAUCAGAAACCGUACAAAAGGAUUUCGUUAAACUUUCACAAAAUUUGCAAAUUGAACUUGAAAAAAUUCGACAAGCUGAGCAGGAAGUGCGGUGGCAGUUCGAUGAAGAUGUCCAUGCAUGCAAUCAGUGUCAGUCAAAUUUUUCCAAAAACCGUGUUAAAUUCCAUUGUUAUCAUUGUGGCAAGAUUUUCUGCUCAAUCUGUUUAUCAGCAACAAUACCUAGUGGACCGCAUCGAAGGCCAGCAAGAGUUUGUCAAGUGUGCCAUACUCUUCUAAGCAGGGAUUCCGCUCCAUUUUUCUCACAUAAUUUGGCAGCAACAUAG